GCUGGGAGGGCAGUGGCUGGGGCAGGCCCUUCCGGCCCGGGAAUGGAACUUCUGCUUGGGGCUGAACGCAGCAGGUUCCUGGCUCCUGCCCUGCUUGGCCGUGCAGUCCCAGCCCCCGGCAUCAGGGAGCCCAGGUUCCCAGGAAACAGCUGAGAUGAUGAUGAAGACCCCAAGGGGCUGUGUCUUGGUGCUGCUGCCGCUGCUGUUCCUGCUUGGUGCCUGCCAGGCCCAGACCACCUGCACCGGUCCCGCCUCCAUCCCUGGCAUCCCAGGCAUCCCUGGCGUCCCUGGCACCGACGGCAAACCCGGAAACCCAGGGAUAAAAGGAGAGAAAGGGCUGCCGGGAAUAACUGGUGACCAUGGCAAGUUUGGAGAGAAGGGGGACCCAGGGCUUCCGGGGAAUCCAGGAAAGGUUGGCCCCAAGGGCCCGGUUGGCCCCAAAGGUCCCUCAGGGCUCCCUGGAGCCCCGGGGCCCAAGGGUGAAUCGGGAGACUACAAGGCCACACAGAAAAUUGCCUUCUCGGCCAUGCGGACCAUCAACUCCAUCCUGCGGCGAGAACAGGUCAUCCGCUUUGACCACGUGAUCACCAACGAGAACCACAACUACGAGCCCCGCAGCGGCAAGUUCACCUGUACUGUGCCCGGCCUCUACUACUUCACCUACCACGCCAGCUCACGGGGGAACCUGUGCGUCAACCUGCUCCGCGGCAACAACCCCAUGCAGAAGGUGGUCACCUUCUGCGACUACGUCCAAAGCAGCUUCCAGGUCACCACGGGGGGCGUGGUCCUCAAGCUGGGCCGCCAGGAGCAGGUGUAUCUGCAAGCCACUGAGAAGAACUCCCUGGUGUCUAUGGAAGGGGCCAACAGCAUCUUCUCCGGCUUCCUGCUCUUCCCCGAUGCAGAUGCGUGACCUGCGGGGCCCAUUUGACCCACAAUGCUUACCUUUAGCCCCCCAAGACAUCCCACCCCCAUUGCCUCCUUACAGCCUGAAGUGGGGCUCUAGGUGUGUAAGUGAACGGAAAAAAGAAAAUAAACUCUAAAA
Messenger RNA from Sorex fumeus (smoky shrew), 1042 nucleotides. It is a transcript of the gene C1QB, whose product is annotated as complement C1q B chain. Gene Ontology annotation, molecular function: protein binding. The coding region runs from base 155 to 910 and encodes 251 amino acids. The record is from RefSeq and is a predicted model, not a curated record. Lineage: Eukaryota; Metazoa; Chordata; Mammalia; Eulipotyphla; Soricidae. The transcript has 3 exons.